AUGGUUUACGCAUUGCUGGAGCUCCCUGCCGGCGUGGCACUCUUCAAGGUGGACGGCGAGAAGCGAAAACUGAAGGCGCUGCUGCAGUUCAAAAGUACCGCUGACGCCCUCGCCACUACGACGCAGAUCGUCAACGGGGAGCUCGCAAAGCCGGUGCGCAAAUUCCUCAAGAAGAAUUUCUUGGAGAAGGAGAUCACAGAGGAGUUAGCUGUCGCGGACUCGAAGCUCGCCAAGGUGAUUAAGGAGACCCUCUCUAUCCCAUGCGUGCACGGUGACGAGACCCUCGCGACGUUCCGCGCCCUCCGCGCAAGCGUGGACGAGCUGCUGCAGGAGGUGUCGGCGGAGCAGCUCAAGCAGACAGCGCUCGGUCUCGCGCACAACCUCAACCGCUACAAGCUGAAGUUCUCCCCGGACAAGGUCGACAUGAUGGUCGUGCAGGCAGUGGCACUCCUGGAAGACCUUGACAAGGAGAUUAACAAGUAUGCGAUGCGUGCACGUGAGUGGUACGGCUGGCACUUCCCCGAGCUCGCCAAGAUCGUCAAUGAUAACUUGCUCUACGCGAAGAUUGUGCUUGCUGCAAAGACACGCUUCAACGCCCGCGACACAGACUUCUCCGACUUCCUCGAGGAGGAGGUGGAGCAGAAGGUCAAGGACGCGGCGAUGGUGUCGAUGGGCACUGAGAUCGCAGAGGAGGACAUUGAGAACAUCUGCCGGCUCUGUAGCGAGGUGGUGGCGGCCAGCAAGUACCGUGAGAGCCUCGCCGCCUACCUCAGCUCCCGCAUGCAGACUAUCGCGCCGAAUCUGACGACGAUGGUCGGCGAGCAGAUCGGCGCGCGCCUCAUCCAAAAGGCGGGCUCGCUGCUGUCGCUGGCGAAGUACCCGUCCUCGACGGUGCAGAUCCUCGGUGCGGAGAAGGCGCUCUUCCGUGCGCUCAAGCAGCGCCAGGCGACGCCCAAGUACGGCAUCUUGUACAACGCGCAGGUCGUUGCCAAGGCGGCGGCGCCGAACAAGGGUACAAUGUCGCGCGUACUGGCGGCGAAGACAUCGCUUAGUGCCCGUAUCGACUCGUUCGGUGAGGGCGACAACGCCCCGGCGCUGGAGUAUCGCAGCAAGGUGGAGGAGCGGCUGCGGCAGUUUGAGGAGGGCGUCACGUACGGCAAGACCGGCAACGCUCGUGGUGGCGGUGCGGGGAUGCAGCAGAAGCGUGGACCACCCGACAGCAACGGUAAGGGCAGCGGGGCGCCAUUUAAGCGGCAGCGCUUCGACGACGCUGGCUUCAAGCAGCGGAGCUAA
Molecule: messenger RNA, 1293 nt
Organism: Trypanosoma grayi
Lineage: Eukaryota; Euglenozoa; Kinetoplastea; Trypanosomatida; Trypanosomatidae
Product: putative nucleolar protein
Exons: 1
Coding region: 1-1293 (430 amino acids)
Cellular component (GO): small-subunit processome; box C/D methylation guide snoRNP complex
Molecular function (GO): snoRNA binding
Source: RefSeq, a predicted model, not a curated record